AUGCAUUGCUUUUUUGCUGAGCUGGAGCCGUCUAUUCCCGUCACGGAACAAAACCUGGCAGACCGAGUUCGGUACAUCAUGCGCUCGAAAACAUUCGAUGAUGCCGAGCUCGAACGACUACGACGUGAUGCCAUACCCUCGUCGAAUGAAUUGGCUACAGCUGGGGGUGAGGCUCCUCAGGCGACAGACCAGCUGCCACGCGUAGAAGCCGCCAUGGAUCUUCCAGUUGUGGGUGAUUCAAACGAUGAUGAAAUGGUCUCCCACGAACUAGAGCAAAUGUGGACUAUAUUGGAAGAGGCGAUUUUGGAAACGCGCAGCAUGCCUCUCGAAAAUCGACCGCGACUUCCCCCGCAUACCCCUAAGCAAGCGAAAUCGGGCUGUCGUGAGGGCUCUUAA
Molecule: messenger RNA, 396 nt
Organism: Parnassius apollo (apollo)
Lineage: Eukaryota; Metazoa; Arthropoda; Insecta; Lepidoptera; Papilionidae
Source: the annotation of a GenBank genome assembly